UGGCGCAUCACCAUCGUCGCGCCGCCUGCCACGCCUCUCUCACUUCCAUCUCGAGCGUCCUCCCUUUCAUCACCGCAGCCACUGCACCAUCACCAUCGUUCCUCUUCACCUACGUGUCAUACUGUACUACCAUCUCACUUCGCCCUCAUCACGCUCGUUAUUAGCCCUUAUCAACCACUUUAGCACUCUGUGCUGCUUUACAUGGAUUCGAUUUUGUAGCCAGCUUCUUUUCUAUCGACCCUCGUCUUAUUGCACUGCGAGAAUCUCCGGGUCCGCCGAGCACUCCCUCCUCCCGCUCCUGCCUCAUCUUGGGCUUUUUCGACCUCGACUCUUCUCACUCAACAACAUCCAGUCUUUCGUUUCGAUUCGAUGUCGACCACCAUCUGUUAAUAUUCCCUUCUUGUUCUACCCCCAGUCACAGCUUGCCAGGCGUCAGGUCCUCCUCGGAAACUGCGGUUGUUUUGUUUGGGAAGGAGAAAAGGAUAAUUUCAACAGCUGCAUUGCGGCGACCACAUACAUCUACCGGACGUGCCUUCUUCCGGCCGUCUCUUUCAAUAACUGGACCAGGUGCUAGUUUCUUAACAUCAUGGCGCCUGCUCCUCCACGUCUGAGGAUCCUUUCAGGUGAGCAUUAAUCGACUUCUCCUGCAGACAACCUACCAUCGCGGUUCCUGUUUACCACCCUUAACUCACCCGAGUCACGCGAGAUGAAUCGAGAACUAAGGCAUUGCUGUGUAGUGGGUGGGAAUGCUGUUUCUGCUUUUCUAUCCUGGCGGUUGCAAGCUACGAAUGCCUGCGACGUAACACUGGUCUGGAAGGCCAAUUAUCAAAGCGUUGCUCAAUAUGGCGUCUCUUUCAAGUCUCAAAUGUUUGGCAACGAACGAUUCAAACCUCGAUACGUGGUUCAAACACCUGAAGACGCAGCAGGCCAGCAGACAGCCUUCGACUAUGUCAUCCUUUGUGUCAAAGCCCUUCCCGAUGUGUACAAUCUCGCAGAUAUAAUCCAGUCCGUCGUCACUCCUCAGCACACCUGCAUUCUCGUCAAUACAACCAAUACUCUUGGGGUGGAAAGACAAUUAGAGGAGCGAUUUCCCACGAAUGUCGUCCUCUCCCUCGUCUCGGGUGCAGACUUGGUACAGCUAGGUUCCAGCGAGUUCGAACAUAGAGGGUCUACAGAGAUCUGGGUUGGCCCAUCCAGCCAAAAUUCAGCCAUUCCGGAGGCGAUCCAGCGGGAUAUGUCGGAAGCACUGGCAAUGACUCUGAAUACGGCGCAGGUUGACUGCAAGGUAUCUUCAAAUAUCAAGCAACAACAGUAUGAAAGAAUGGUUGGGCCUAUCGCAUUUCACCCUGCAAGUGUUCUUUUCGAGACAUCGAACCUUGCGGAGCUUUUGCAAAUGCCAGGAGUUCACGAAUUAAUUUCAGACGUUAUUGAAGAGCUACUUUCAGUAGCAAGUGCGCAAAAUUGUAUCUUUCCUACCGAUUUUAAAGAAACCACGAUUUCCAGCAUGAUCAACUCGAGUCAAGAACCUAGCACGAUGUAUCAGGAUUUCUCGGCCCGGCGCCCGAUGGAGGUCGAGACGUACCUAGGAGCCCCAGUCCAACUUGCACAAGCUGCUGGUGUUAAGGUACCGCGAAUACAGACACUCUAUGCACUGUUGCGCCAUCUCAAUACGGUCAAUAAGGACCGCCCGGUCAACGCCAUGGCUUCUACGGCACCUCUGCAGUCUCCCGUGACUGCAGUACAGCCACCCCCGCGGACCAUCUCGCUGUCAAGUCCUCCGCCCCCCCGACCACCGAACGGCUCGUUCGGCGGUCCUCCACGCAUCGCGCGUGGGCCGCCUCCCAUGGGCCCUCCUGUGAGGCGCGGCCCACCUCCGACGAACGGAUUCAGAGGACCUCCAAAUAGCUUCCCUCACCGGCCUGGCCCGAUGCAAAGACGGCCGUCAUACGACGAGAACAACUUGGACGAAUUCAGCCAUGUCGUCUUGUAUGACGAAAUGGCUAAUAAUGGAGAUGGCCCACCAGAAGGUUAUGCUGAGAAUGGUGGUGGGCCGUCGUUAAGAGAACGUGAGCUCAUGUUGAGGGAGCGCGAGCUGCAGAUGAAGCAGCAUGAAAUGGCUAUGAGAAGAGGUGCUGGUGGAAAUGGCCGCAGAACUUCGCAAAAUCGUCAUCAGGACUUCGACGAUGACGAUGACGACGACGAUUACUUUGAUCCCAUGCUAGCUCGCGGUCCCCCACCGCCUUCAAUUGACCCCGACAACUUCGAUAUGAUGAGCGUAACAUCAAGGCGAACCAAAAGGGCACCUAGUCAAAGUCAACUGCGCAAGGAUGCAUUUGUCAAUGGAGCCGCCAUGCGCCCAGGGUCCUAUGGCCGGCCGAACAUGGGAAGACAUCGGACAAGUGCGUCUAUUUUGUCUGACAUGCCUGUCCUCGGGGCGAAUAUUUUGGAUAACCCUAUGAUGGGGUUCUCCUCCAAUCGUUAUGGCAAUGUCGAUCGCAAAGAAAUGGCUGAUGAGUCCCGGGCGAACUCUCUGACCGCAAGCCGCCUUCAAGAAAUCGGCAUGAUUAGUGGUCCUGGCAUGAAUGGAGGCCCAUAUCCUGGUCCACCUAGUAGGCGGACAAGCCGUUCACCUGGAAACCCAUUUGGACCACCUGGUCGAAUGCCCGGUGGUCGACCUUCACCACCGAAUGAUCCGUACAUGCAACCAGGGGGUUCUCGAAAUGGAAGGCCUUCCCCUCCUGGCGGCAUGCCAGCCCCAAUGCCAAGGUAUCCCCCGGGCCAAAGCAGUAUGGUUCCUCAGCAAGUUGAACAAACCGGCAUCAACAAACCAUUCCCACCACCUAAAGGGCCCGUAAAGAGUUUGACUGGAAGCGCCAGCGCCAGUGCGGGCAGCGGCGACAGCGGAAGCGCAAACAUUGAAUCCGAACCAUCCGCCCACAGCAGUACCAGCAGUUUCGCGCAAAGGCAGAUGCUCGGCGCUCACUAACAUCUGCCAAAUGCAUCUAAUUGAACAAACAAUUGUCGUUCCCACGCUGGCUUUCGUGGACAUUUCUUGACCUCAGGUCUGCGUUGUGCAAGUAUUACGUAUAUGUCUCGUCGUCACAACUGCUUUGCAUACACCUUUAAUGAUCAGCUUUUCGAAUUUCACGACCUGGAAGGUACAGAUGGGACUUUUCAAAAACGCCAAAAGCAUUGAGACGAGUUUGGGGUACAUGGUUGACUGGACACAAACAUUGGAGCAUUCGGUUUGCUUCUCGAGUAAAUACGGCAUCGCAGUAGGGAGCGAUUGGAGGGCCUUUUUCCAUUGCACACGAGAUGGUACCUAUUAUAUGGUUGGCCUCGGGUUUCUUGUCGACUUUGAAUUGAAUAGGGAAGAGGCGGUGCAAAUGGCUCUUCUCUUCACACGUCUUGGUAUUGGCUACCCAUUAAAGAGACCUCUUAUAUCACACACUUGACGGGCAUACAAAAUUUUCAGGCACACACACGAUAGGACUUUAUGAAAUAAUUUUCUGCAAGAUUUUUGCAUGGCGGCCGGAAAGUUCGGAGGAAAGACCUGGGUAACAAGAAGGAUAAGGAGCCUAACUGACUCUUGUCGAUCGGAGUCUCUAAGGAAAUGCAAGCAAGGAUUUGAAAACGCAUCUUGAAACCUGUAUACAAACUGCGUGUGUCCGUUCUCGAAUGUACUUACUUAGGUAGGUUAUGAUAAGCCCAGCGAGUUGUGAACAAAUACCCAAGAUCAAAGGUCU
This is a messenger RNA of Exophiala oligosperma, 3746 nucleotides long. RefSeq lists its product as hypothetical. The record is from RefSeq and is a predicted model, not a curated record. The coding region runs from base 707 to 2986 and encodes 759 amino acids. The transcript has 4 exons. Gene Ontology annotation, cellular component: cytoplasm. Lineage: Eukaryota; Fungi; Ascomycota; Eurotiomycetes; Chaetothyriales; Herpotrichiellaceae. Gene Ontology annotation, molecular function: oxidoreductase activity.